UUUUUUUUCAUAUCUGUGAACCACAAAAGGAUUGACAGUUUCUUAGAGCACAUCCAUCUUUCUACUGCAGGCUUCAUCAAACGCUGCCUUCAUUCGAGGCCUGAUCAUCAAGUCACCUUGUUUCUCUGACUCCACACUAAAACGCAGCUAUUCAUCUCUGCACCUGUUCUUAAUGUGUCUACAGGGGCAGGAGUGAAUUGUUUUUGAGAUUUUUCAUUUUUUUCAUUUAUUUUUUUUCUUAAACUCGGUCAUAAAACAGUCAAACGGACGAUCUGCAGCAACUGAGGAGAAACAACUGGUAACACAGCUUGGCAGUGAAAUAUGAGUGUGCAGUUCUGCUGAUCAGGAGCAUCAUGGGCAGCAGGCCAAGUAAAGGGAGGCGUAACAGCGUCCCUCACACACCCCUGCUGGAUUCAGAUGAGAAUGCAGAGCUCCACACCAUGGAUGGAAGGUAUGUCGUGGUUGCUCUGUAUAACUACCCAUCCGGAGGGCCCUCUGACUGCACUAUUAGAUUUGGGGAGAGACUCAACGUGCUUUCUGAUGAAGGCGAGUGGUGGAAAGUGAGUUCCUCAGCUACAGGAAUCGUGAACUACAUCCCCAGCAGCUACACAUGUAAAGUGUUUAACAGGUGGCAGUUUGUAGGUCUCAGUAAACAGAAGGCAGAGGAGCUGCUCCUCCUGCCUCAGAACCAGGCUGGCUCCUUUCUCAUUAGAGAGAGCCAGACCAUACUUGGUGCUCACUCACUCUCCGUGAGACUUGAGCGUCAGGCCAUCAAACACUACCGUAUCCAAAGAAUAGAGAAUGGCUGGCACUACAUCUCCCCCUCCCUCACCUUCCCUACUCUCACACACCUUGUCGAGCACUACUCUGAAGUGUCUGAUGGCCUGUGCUGUUUUCUGAGAGAGCCGUGCUUCAUCCAAGGCUCUAACAAUGUUCCGGUUGUGAGCGGCCCUCCUCCUAUAUCAGUCAGAAGAUCCACCAUCAACUGGAAAGAGGUCAACAGUUCUAUGAUCUUUGGGCCCAAAAAGGAAGGUGUGGAAGAUACGCUUGUCAGUGAGGGGCUGAAGGAGUCCAUUAAUUCCUACCUUUACAUGACUGAAAGUUGUGAUUGUGCUGGAAACUGGGACACGUGAGCUCACGGGACGCUCGAAAGAAAAGGAGAAGAGUUACGGCCGAGGCUGAUGGUCAAACUUUACUGUUCAUCAGUUCCCACUGGCACAUGCUGAGCUUCACACUGACACACACAGAUCACGGGAAAGGUUUGGACACGGACAGUGGAGGAAAGAACCUUUGAAAAGGAAGAGGCAGCAUUUUCCUAUAGUCCGUAUCAGUCUCUCUUCAGUCAUCACACUCCUUCCAGUGUGGGUGAUGGAGAUUUUAGCGUCACAGAUUUGCGUGUGGACUUUUUUCCUGAGGAUAAAAAAAGAAGAAAAGAAACAGAGAUACAGAAGUGACAGUGGGAGGCUCAAAGCAACGCCUGCAGACAUUUGUGUCGCUCAAACACUUCUGGAACUUUCUCUCAGUUUUUAUGGACUAGAGAGAGGUGAGACCAUGAUGGGAGACUCCAAACUUAUUUCCUGAUAAUAUAGAAGAAGAAGAAAAAAAGUAAUAUUGUUUUAAUUAAAACUCUUGAAAAGUUACACUACCGUUCAAAAGUUUGGGGUCACCCAGACAAUUUUGUGUUUUCCAUGAAAAGUCACACUUUUAUUUCCCACCAUAAGUUGUAAAAUGAAUAGAAAAUAUAGUCGAGACAUUUUUCUGGCCAUUUUGAGCAUUUAAUCGACCCCACAAAUGUGAUGCUCCAGAAACUCAAUCUGCUCAAAGGAAGGUCAGUUUUAUAGCUUCUCUAAAGAGCUCAACUGUUUUCAGCUGUGCUAACAUGAUUGUACAAGGGUUUUCUAAUCAUCCAUUAGCCUUCUGAGGCAAUGAGCAAACACAUUGUACCAUUAGAACACUGGAGUGAGAGUUGCUGGAAAUGGGCCUCUAUACACCUAUGGAGAUAUUGCACCAAAAACCAGACAUUUGCAGCUAGAAUAGUCAUUUACCACAUUAGCAAUGUAUAGAGUGGAUUUCUAAUUAGUUUAAAGUGAUCUUCAUUGAAAAGAACAGUGCUUUUCUUUCAAAAAUAAGGACAUUUCAAAGUGACCCCAAACUUUUGAACGGUAGUGUAUGAGUACAGUACACCUGUAAGUUCACUAUGUGCUUUGUACGGAUUGCUGAUUGUGUUACAGCACUGCAGUCACGUUUAUUUAAUGCUGCUUAAAGAAAAGCUUAAGAAACGAGUCCUGUCUUUUCACUCAUCAGAAUAUUCAAAGAAAAAACAGUCUGCUUCAGGAAGUGUGUGUGUGUUUGUUAGUUAGAGAGAGAGAUAGAUUGCAUGCAUGUGCAUUGUUGUGGUAAAUUGUUUCCUGUGCAAGAAAGUAUUCGCACCUCACAGUUCAGGUUAUUUCUCAACAGCCUCUGGAGUUUAAGCUUACUUCAUCACAAUACUAUACACAGUCAAUUAAAAUGUGAAAUUAAAAAAAAAAAGUUCAGUGUAUACCGGCGAAUAUCUGUGAUUAAUAUUCUUUCUUCCUUUGCACUGUUUGUGUCUCACAGGCAUGAAUGAGCUCUCAACCUUUUUACUGCUCGAGAGUUGAACUGUAUUUUUUAACACUGUAAAUGUAGAUAUAGCAAGUGUCAAUACUUUUUUCUAAAAAAACAAACGAUGUUUGAUUUA
Neoarius graeffei (lesser salmon catfish) is the source of this 2719-nucleotide messenger RNA. RefSeq names its product Src like adaptor 2b (gene sla2b). The record is from RefSeq and is a predicted model, not a curated record. The transcript has 8 exons. The coding region runs from base 354 to 1133 and encodes 259 amino acids. Gene Ontology annotation, molecular function: protein binding. Lineage: Eukaryota; Metazoa; Chordata; Actinopteri; Siluriformes; Ariidae.